Messenger RNA from Funneliformis caledonium, 1869 nucleotides. The record is from the annotation of a GenBank genome assembly. Lineage: Eukaryota; Fungi; Glomeromycota; Glomeromycetes; Glomerales; Glomeraceae.
AUGUUUGAUAAUUUUUAUCAAAAUCAAAAACUACUUCGCGAUGAACCUGAAGUAACCGAUUUUUUAAAAGCAAAAUUAGGAGUUAAUUUUGAUGGCACCGAACGUGAAUUUAUUGGUUUUAUGGCAAGUUUUUUGAUGGAGUAUAAUGUAAUGUCCUUCGAUAUCAACCCGAUAGACCCUAAUCACGAUGCUAUAAAAAAAGUUCUAAGGCCAGAUUCCCUUUUUGAACCAGGAAUUCAAGAUUCUGUUCGCCAAUAUCUUGAAAUCGCAUCCGAAGGAAGUACUGCAAUAUUCUCUUCACUGGUCGUAUCAUACAGAGGCUUUCCUAGCAGAGCUAAUGUCUUGAUGAAAAUGAUUAAUACUUUCUCCGAUCCGAGUAAAUUUAAUCCGGAAGAUGCAACGGCAAGAGGUCGUGAAGAAGGGAUCGAAUGUUUGAAGAAAGUUUUAAAGACAAAGUAUGAUGCCAAAAAAAUAGAUGAAGCUCUUACUAUAAAUGGCGGGUCUUUAAAUCCGGUGUUAGAACUUAUAAAUAAAGCUGAAUGGCGUAAAGUGAUAUAUGAUCUUUCAGAGAAAUAUCCCGAUAGUCAAUUUUUGAACGUUUUGAUUCAAAGAAUAGCUGAUCGAGGUUAUGUUGGUGAAAUAAAACAUCUUAAAACUGCGUCAACAUAUAUCGGAGUAUAUUCGAAGGUUUUGCUAGAUCAGUUUAAUACGUUAUUGAACGCAAAUGAUGCUAGUUUAUCUAAAUUUUUACCAGAUUUAGUGAAAACAGCAGGCCAGAAUCCACACACAUAUCUUUUUGUUCAAACGUUAAUGAAACGGUUGAUUCAAGUACCGAAUGGUUACCCAAUAAGGAAGUUGGCGAAAGAGCUUGAAAAAGGCGUUAUCGAUGGCCGUAAUGAUCUUGUGGUGACUUUGAGAAAUUUGUUAUCGGCUCCGCCAACUACUAUUGCAACAGCUAUACUACAUAUACCCCCAACCCCUGGAGAUGUAGUUGAGUUGCAUAAGCAUUAUAACUCUGCGACACCACCUUCUCCAAUAUUUCUACGCGAUCCUCAAUUACUUUAUUGGUUAUUGAAUAAUAUAUUCGUGCCUUCAGAUAAAAAUAAAAACUUGAAGCAAGAUCUUAAGGAGAAAUACUUAUAUUUGGCAGCUUUUGCCUCAAGUGCCAUAGAAUUAACUAAUGGAGAGAUUGAUUCUUCACAAGUAGAUAGUACCUUUACAACACUUAAAAAACUUGAAGCCGCUGUGUCUAGAAAGGGUGCAACGACUACUGAAUUCGGUAGUAUCGUCAAAGAAAUUUUAGAAUAUAUGGACACUCCGGUAGCUUCAAUGGCUUUGAUAUUUUGGAUUAAACACAUAUUACGCGAUACAUCAUUUUACGAGAAGCAUUUCAAACAUCAUGAAGUGCCGAUUCCUCAUUUGCUUCUUGAAGAGAUUGCAUUUCGUCACCCUUACCAACGAACACACGUUUUUAACGCAUUCAAAGCCGAAUUGGAAUCCAAUUCAUUGAAACUUACACCAGAAAUUAUGUUAGGUCUACGUCAACAAUUGUUGGAUCGUAUGAUUUAUUUGAUACAACUUGGAUUUGUUAUACAAGUCGUGUCGUAUAUUGAAAAGCAAGCGAGAAAAUUGGAUGAGAAAUUGUUGAUCUAUUUUGUUAAAAAGGUUGUUCAAAUGAGUGGACCACCUUAUUCGAAAGAUUUUUAUAGUAUAAUGAUAAAGCUGAUCGAACCCAUUGAUAGUACAUUAGAAGCUCAAUCAGAUACAAGAUUAUUGAUUAGACAAUUCCUUGGUGAUUGCCCUCAGGAAUUAAAUGACAAAGAAAUCAAUGAAUAUGUUUCUAAAUCAAAAAUAAGGUUCUCUAAUUAG